GUCAAGUCUGCUGUUACAGCUUGUGAACACCUCAACAUAGCCUGUCAGCUGUGGAGAGAGGCAUGCAAGGCUGCUGGCUCUCUGCCUUCCUCAGCCAGUUGAGGUAGAGCACCUAUAUAUACCAAGCAUGCCAUGUAUUCAAACUUCUAAUAGUAGCUGAAGCUGUGAACAAGGCUACGCCAAAGGACAACUGGUGAACUAUUUAGUGACAUGCGAGGAAGACCGUCUUGGCGAAAGUGAGUCCAAGUUGCUUUCUGUUGGGAUAUAUCCACCGAGGGAAUCCAAGAAAUGAAAACCAUCUCAGUGCACUGAUACGGUCUCGCCGCAGCACCGCCACAGCAGAAACAUGCCCAUUUCCUUUUUCAACACAACUGACUGAUGAGAAAAAGAUCCCCUGGCUUUUACCCGGAGAGAGUACAUCUGACUUUUCAGCCCACGUGUGUUGAUGCUUUGGUGUUUUUGUGGCAGAGACUAAAGCGUAUACACUUCAAAGUCAUCUUUAGCAAGCCAUUAUGAAAUGGGAGAAGUUAAAGCCUCCAGAGCCAGAUGAUCCUAUGUGUUGCUGCGAGUGUGAUAUCGACCAGUACGGAUGUUGCUGUGACUGUGAAGAUCUGGAUGAAGCCUUUAACAGGUGGCUGAAAGACAGACCCCCUACAGGUAGAUGUCAGUCUUCUGUAUGUGGGGCCAUCGUUGACCGACUAGAGAUCUCUAUGAUCCCGGUCCUGCUGCUGCUGCCUCUCCUGCUGCGGGUUGCAGCGCUGCACUACCUGCUGGGUAUCAUCAUCCUGACAGCUCUGCCCGGCCUGGUGCUGUGGUACUACUACGCCACGCACAGAAAGAAGAGACGCACCCUCUUCUUCCUCACCCUCGCUCUCUUCUCCCUGUUCUACAUGUAUUACCUCUUCAUCACGGAGAUUUUACCUCGCGGAGACGUCAGCCAGCUGCAGCAGUGUACUGUGACCACGGGGGUGAUUCUCACCGUGGUCUGUCUUAUUCACACUAAGAGAGGCCCAGGAUUGGUGACCACUUCCCCACAUGAAGCACACAGUUGCUGUCAAGAGGCCGACAAGAACUCCACACAACGUAAUGGAUCUAUCCGAUCAGCAGCAUCCUCGGGGAUUGCAGCAGAGUUGCAGACAACAAAAGAGGCCCUGACAGUAAAAUGGAGCACCUGUCCUGUGUGCAAAAUAAUGCGACCUCCGCGGGCCGGACACUGCCGAACCUGUGGAUCAUGUGUCCAGCGUCUGGACCACCAUUGUAUCUGGAUAAACAGCUGUGUUGGACAGGCAAACCAUCGCAGUUUCCUGCUGACCCUGUGUGUGUUCCUGUUGACCUCUCUAUACGGCAUCAGUGUGGUGCUACGCAGCCUCUGUCCUCAACAGUAUCUAGUGACGGCUCUCCUUUACUGCCCCGGCGUCUACAGUCAGUCCAGCAUGGCCCUUUGCUUCACCUGUGCGUGGUACAGCAGCAUUGUCACUGGUGGACUUCUUUACCUGUUGGUGGUACAAGUUGUGAAUAUCAGCUUCAACGUGACAGAGCGGGAGGCUCAGCUGGCUCUGAGGAACAAAACGAGCCAGAGACGCCUUUGGGGACUCGUCGUCGACACAGGAGAGUAUUCACGAGGCUUCUAUCAAAACUGGGUUGACUUCCUCACCAUGACAGAUGCCUCGGCUUCUCCUUGCUCCAGCCUCACUGACUUGGUCUAGUUUCACUUUCUCUAUUCACAUCAUGAUAACAGACUUUGUAUACAGCAUGCUUGAAGAAUUACAUCUCAUUUAUACCUUCGAAGAUAUCGGCUGAUGUCUUCCAAUGCUUGUUGCAUUCAAGCCUCUUCAUACCUACAUCAUAAAAGUUUUUUAAACUUCUAAUGUAGACUGCAUAAAAACUACACAUUGAUAAUUGUUUUGGAAGUUGUUGCACAAUUUAUUCAAGGAAAUAACAUACGGGCAGCCAUAAAGGCAGCAGGCUCUUUCUUCUAUGGUAUUGUAUAUGUUCUCCACCUGCAGAAUGUGAUCAUCAUUUAAGCUGUCUGACUGAAGUCACAUUUUUGGUCUGCAUGCCAAUUAAACAAUGAAAGAAAAAUCAAGUUCAAGCAAAAGAAGAACAGUAGCACACUUGGAUGCCUCCCUGUGGUGAUCUUCUGAGUCAAACUGGGACAAAUGCCACGUAAUGCCCCCAGCACUUUAAUAAAUCAUGUUUAUUCAGCAUUAGAUCAAACUUAUCAGGCAUGGAAAUCUGGCAGACCAAAGAGCACUGCAUAUGACCCCUGUGAAUCAGUGCUGUGUGUGCAGUCAUAACUACCUGGAGCCAUUAUGACUGAUGCAAUCUGUAUUAAUGGAAUAUCUUUCUCUGCAUUGCUCUGUGAUAUUGAUUUUCUUUCUCAUGUAAUGGUUCUUGUCCAUUGCUGUGCCAGUGGUGCUCCUUUUAGACUGUCCUGACCUACACAUUUUAAGACAUGCAGGGUUUGUUUCUGUAAAUAAUCAAUUACAUAUAUUAUUUAUUGAUAUUAAGCUGAAGGACACAGUCA
This is a messenger RNA of Cyclopterus lumpus (lumpfish), 2527 nucleotides long. Its product is annotated as palmitoyltransferase ZDHHC23-like. Gene Ontology annotation, biological process: protein targeting to membrane; peptidyl-L-cysteine S-palmitoylation. The record is from RefSeq and is a predicted model, not a curated record. The transcript is spliced from 6 exons. Gene Ontology annotation, cellular component: Golgi apparatus; endoplasmic reticulum. The coding region runs from base 513 to 1706 and encodes 397 amino acids. NCBI's taxonomy places the organism in Eukaryota, Metazoa, Chordata, Actinopteri, Perciformes, Cyclopteridae. Gene Ontology annotation, molecular function: protein-cysteine S-palmitoyltransferase activity.